GGGACACCGUGCAAUGCCAUGCACUGACAGCCGUCUGGGGACACCCAAGCAGUGACAGCCUGCAUGAGGCACCGCAAUGGGGGCUGUGUGCGUGGCUCCACACGUACCAUAACUUCAGGAACCCAUAGUGCCGCCACCACCACUAAGGGGAAUACAACUGCAAUAUCAGGAGGUGACAUCACGGCAUCCUGUCCCCAAGGGGAACUGACAGCAGCUCUCCACCCACUUCUACUCCCCGCUACAGUCUCGCUGUCCCCAGGCUGCUCCUCCCCGCUGCAGUCUCACUGUCCCCAGGCUGCUCCUGCCUCAUGGCACCAAUGGCGCUGGGCCUCAUCCUGGGUUGGUGUCUGGUGGCAGCGAGCAGGGCAUGGCACGUGCCCCAACCCUCCUUGUUGCUGCACCCCAGCCAGGGGGUAUCCCUGGGGGACACUGUCACCCUGCAGUGCCACCUGCCCCGGCUGGCUGCCUGGGUCAAGUUCUACCAGGAAGGACAUUUGAUAUCCUACAAGUACCCAGGCAAGGAACAGGACAGGGCUGAGUUCUCCUUGGUUGACAUAAAGCAGGAAGCUGCAGUGAGGUAUUGGUGCCAGUAUGAACUACUGUAUACAGCAAGAACCUCAGAAACAAGUGAACCUGUCGAGCUGGUGGUGACAGAUCACAGAUUUUCCCCACCUGAAAUUUCCCUGAGCCCUGAGAAAUAUGUGGAGACGGGGACCAACAUCACCAUCCGAUGCUGGAACCAAGAUUACCAGGGCAUCUUCUUGCUGCACAAGGAUGGGUGCUCAGCCCCUAUCCAGCACCAGGACCCUGAUGGUGGGGGCACAGCCACCUUCACACUCUUUGGGGUGACCCCAGCUGACAACGGUUCCUAUAGGUGCUCCUAUCGCGCCAAAGCCUACCCCUUGGUGUCCUCACCCCUUGGGGACAGAGUGAUUCUGGUGGUGAGACCCACACAUGCACCCCCAGACCCCACAGGUGCCAGUGGAGGGUCUCUUGCAAACCCGGUGGUGGUGGUGUUGGGAGUCUGCACUGCUGCUCUCAGCUUCAUUCUCGUCCUUGUCGUCUUCCUUCUUGCUGCACGUGGAUGCUGGAUAUGGAGAGAUGAGAGCUCUGAUGCAGGUGUUCCCCCCAGACAGCCUGAGGCUGUGCAGUUCCAGGUGCCCCCUGGGGACAGCGAGGGUCUGACCUACGCCGAGCUGCACGCUGUGAAUGCCGGCCCCUGGCUCUCUGGACUCCCCGCUGCCCCCCAGCCCGCUGUGAUCUACGCUGAGGUGGGCACUGCGGGACCCCACUGAUGUCCCCCAUCUGUGUGCAGGAACACGUGGAAGUUGUGUGCACACCUCCUUCAAGCACGCGCAGUGCAGGUGUGUUUUGUGUGUUCAACUCCAUGCAUGUACCACUGCAUGGAUUCCUAUGUAUUACAUGUGUGCACUGUCACCUGUGCACGAUGAGUGUACAUACAUGUGUGCUACACACUUAACACCGUGGCUCUGUGUAUGUAUGUGUGACAUCACACAUGUACACCGAUGCAUGCACACAAUACUGCACACACACGUCCUUAGCGUCAGCUCCCUGUGUCAGCACGACACGUAUGCCUCCACUGUACAUCUGCCUUAAGUCUGUGCCACAUCUUCCCCUGCAGCACGCAUGUGCCCUGCAUACAAGUAUGCAAUACUGCACACGUGUCCUUAGCAUGUGCCCCAUAUCUGUGCCAUGUCUGUACUCAGAGCACGCAAGUGUGCUUAGCGUGCACUCCCCAUGGCGCACCUCCAGUUCCCCAACCCAAACCUGCACCCAUCCCACAACAGUCUGAGGGCAGGAUUCCCAUUCUAAUGGGAUUUAUCCAGCUUUUUGGAGGAAGAUUCCUAUUUCUGAAAGGUUCUGCCGUUCUUCUGCCUCUAGAGGGUUUGAUUGGAUCUUCUGGGGACAAUCCCCGGUUCUGGAGGGAUGAACCAUGUCCAAAGGUUUAACAUUGUUUCUGGCAGAAUUGUUGUUUGUGGCCACAUUUAUCCAAAGAUUCAGGGAGAAUUCCUGGGAGGUUUCAUCUUCCUUUCAAGAGAAGGUUCCUGCUUCUUGGGAGUUGUAAUAUUUUCAGAGAAGCACUCCUGCUUCUGGAGGCUUUUAUCCUGCUUUGGAGGUGGCAAGUUCCCAUUCUAGAGAUUUUUCUGAACCAUCUGUCGGAGCAGGAUUUCCAUUUCUGGAAAUAUCUGUUUGGCUUUUUGGGGAGGAUUCCUUCUUCUGAAGGGUUUUAUUCCAGUUGUGACAUGGAACAUUCCCAUUCUGGAAUAAUUUAUCCUUCCUUUUGGGGCAGGACUCCCAUUUCCAGAAGAUUUUACCUUUCCUUUGUCUCAUUUCAACAGAACCAGCUCUUGGGCACAGGGUUUUGCUGAUGGUGACAGUGCAAACCCUUUGGUAAUUUCACAGCACCCAGCACUGAAAUCAGGGCUGAAGGACAGGGACACAGCACUGAAGUCACCCCACACUCGUUUGCUCUAAUUAGUGCAGAAGUCCAUCCAGACACAUCCAUCAAGACACAGCUUUCCUAGUGCUCGCCUUCAGCUUGUGUGUUUAAACAGCGGUUCGUUUUUGUUUUAUUUUGUUUUGUUGGCGAUGAGGGAAAAUAGACAUUCUGACUGUUUGGAACAGGGCAGAGUGGUUGUGAGGCUUGCGAGAAAACAGGUGAAUAAGUGGAAGUUUGGGGGUGGGAGGGCUGUGCAUGGGGAUGCCAGUAAGGAGAAGGGCAGGAGAGAUGACUUCCCCUUUCUGUAAUGCAAGGGGAGAUGCUGGAAAUGUGGGGAGCUGGAUGGAGAUUUUGGGGUCUGGAUGGAGGUUUUUGGCUCUGGAUAGAGACUUUGUGGUCCGGAUAGGGAUUCAAGGUCUGCACGAAUGAUUUAGAGUCUGGGUGGAGGUUUUAGAGAUGGAUAGAGAAUUUUGCAGCUGGAUGGAGAUUUUUGGUGCUGAGUGCAGCUUUUAGGGGUAGAUGGAGGUUGGAGGGCUGAACAGAGGUUUAUGGAGCUGGUCAGGGAUUUUUGUGGGCUAGAUGGAGAUUGUGGGGGUGAAUGGAAGCUUCUGGGGUGGCUGGAGCUUUUGAGGCUGGGUGGAGAUUUUUUUAAGGUGGAUGGAGAUUUGGGGGAUGUAUGUAAGUAUAUGGGCCUGAACAGAAGAUUUUUGUGGUUGAAUGGAGGUUUUGUGGUUGAAUGGAGGUCUGGAAUGAAGGGAAGUUUUUGAGGUGGCUGGAAAUUUGGGGGAUGGAUAGAGGUUUUGGGGGCUGAAUGGAGGUUUUGGUGUUGAUUGGAGUUUUUUGGAGUCUGGUUGGAGAUUCUGGGGCAAGAUGAGGUUCUGGGGACCAGACAGAGGAUUUUGAGGCUGGAUGGGGGUUUCGGGACUGAAAGGAUGGGCAGGCAGAUGGAUAGAUGGAUAGGUGGAAGGAUGAGCAGAUGGGUAGACAGAAGUUUGUUGUGUUCAUACUGGAUCAGGAGGUGCAGCCCCAGGAGCGGAGACCCAGCAAGGGGAGGACAGAGGGACGGACGAGCAA
Numida meleagris (helmeted guineafowl) is the source of this 3535-nucleotide messenger RNA. Its product is annotated as platelet glycoprotein VI-like. The transcript has 7 exons. Lineage: Eukaryota; Metazoa; Chordata; Aves; Galliformes; Numididae. The record is from RefSeq and is a predicted model, not a curated record. Bases 309 to 1295 code for a protein of 328 amino acids.